Molecule: messenger RNA, 10360 nt
Organism: Mercenaria mercenaria
Lineage: Eukaryota; Metazoa; Mollusca; Bivalvia; Venerida; Veneridae
Product: glutamate [NMDA] receptor subunit 1-like
Exons: 16
Coding region: 239-2887 (882 amino acids)
Biological process (GO): monoatomic ion transport; chemical synaptic transmission; ionotropic glutamate receptor signaling pathway
Cellular component (GO): plasma membrane; NMDA selective glutamate receptor complex; neuron projection
Molecular function (GO): NMDA glutamate receptor activity
Source: RefSeq, a predicted model, not a curated record
AGAAAACAAUGGUAACACCGGUUGCAGAGGCUGCUUUGCAUUAAUUAUUGAUAAAUUAAUUUCAUCCUGGUGGCCAUUUCUUUGGUAUUGAAUGCAUUAUUAUGGUUGCAAAAGUGUAUAAAAAUGAAGUAGUAUUGAUCAAUGCAGAAACAGUGUAGUUUCACCAGACAGUGUUUGUCAAAGAAGCAUCUAUACACUAUACAACUGUAACUCUGGCAGUAAACAUUCAAGUGUCAAUAUGUUUAUAGGCCAAUGUGUGUUCAUAUUAUUUGCGUUGUCAGGAUGUUUGGGUGAGAAUAUUCACAUCGGAGCAGUAUUAAGUAGCCCAGAAAAUCAGCUUCUCCUGAAGGACUACGCAGACAAGGCCACAGCUAGAAAAACAAGCAAAGAUUUUGGCCUAACAUUCAAUGCCACGUCCCUUCUUAUGGACAGUAAUCCUGUAAGAUCUGCAUUAUCAAUUUGUGAUAAUUUGAUAACGAAAAAGGUGCAGGUUAUAAUCGCUAGUCAUCCAGCAGCGAGUGCUCAGUCUCCAAUAUCAGUGUCAUAUACAUGCGGUUACUAUGGGAUACCAUUGAUAGGCAUCUAUGCAAGGGAUAGCGCCUUUUCGGACAAGAAUGUACACUCAACAUUUAUGAGGACAGUCCCCCCAUACUUCCAUCAAGCGUAUGUAUGGAUUGAUCUACUUGUCCACUAUGAUUGGAAGCAAGUUAUAUUUAUACACAGUAUGGAUGAGGAAGGACGGUCUAUUCUCAGCAAGUUUCAGGCCCUGGCUGAAGAACAAGAGAUCAAGAUUGAGAAGAGUGUGAAAUUUUCCGUAGGACUCGUCAACUUUACGGACUUAUUAUUAGACCUGCCACAAGCUCAGUCUCGGGUGAUACUUCUCUCUGCUGGAAAAGAAGAUGCUGAGCAUUUAUAUCAUGAUGCCAGUGAACUUGAGUUGACAACUGAUUCUGAUUUUGUUUGGCUGGUAUCUGAAGAAGCCAUGUCGGCAUACAAUGUACCUGUGGGUGUAAUAGGCCUACAGUUGAUAAACGGCACCAAUGAAGCAGCUCAUCUAGAGGAUAGUGUCAGUUUGAUAGCCAACACAGUGACAGAUCUUUUCUUGGGAGGUAACUUAAGCCUGUCAGAAACACCAGAAAACUGUUCCAGGCGAAUGGACAGUAAAUGGGAACAGGGGAUUAAUCUUUUAGAGCACAUCAAGAAACAGGAUGUAGAUGGGCAGACUGGUCGUCUCAGCUUUAAUGAAGAAGGGGACAGGCUGAAUCCCAUUUACUGGAUCAAAAAUGUUCAACCUGAAGGCACUUUUGUUGUGGGUUACCAUGGAAACAAACAAGGCACAGAGGAUAAAAAGCUGUCUUUUGGCAACACAGCCAUUCUGUGGCCAUCCCAAGAUACAAAGAAACCUAAAGGAAUAAAGAUUUCUACACAUUUAAAGGUUGUGACUAUAGAGUCAAAGCCAUUUGUUUAUAAGGCCCUUUGGUUGAAUGAGGAGGAGUGUUAUAAAAAGGAAGGGAUACAGUGUUCUCAUACUAACUCUAGCACAGGAGAGACAACUACGCAUUGUUGCUAUGGUUACUGUAUGGAGAUGCUGCACAUGUUGGCAGCAAGAGUUAACUUCACAUUUGAUCUUCACCUUAGUACAGAUGAUUCGUUUGGAUCUUUUAAAAGGGUUAAUAAUGGGACAAAGAAAGAAUGGACUGGAAUGGUUGGUGAACUGGUUAAUGAACAGUCUGAUCUUGUUGUGGCCCCAUUAACUAUUAACCCAGAGAGAGCCCAGGCUAUAGAUUUCUCAAAACCAUUUAAAUACCAAGGUCUAACAAUCCUUGUGAAAAAGGAACAAAAAGAUUCUAGCCUAGCAUCCUUCUUGCAACCAUUCCAAGAUACGCUGUGGAUUCUUGUUGGUUUGUCCGUGCAUGUAGUGGCUCUUGUGCUAUACCUGCUUGACCGGUUCAGUCCUUUCGGUCGAUUCAAGCUUGCCAAGAACGAUGACACAGAGGAAGAUGCCUUGAAUCUAUCCAGUGCAAUGUGGUUUGCCUGGGGAGUGCUUCUCAAUAGUGGUAUAGGAGAAGGAACCCCCAGGAGUUUCAGUGCACGUGUUCUUGGAAUGGUUUGGGCUGGAUUUGCUAUGAUUAUUGUGGCUUCUUACACUGCCAACUUGGCUGCCUUCCUCGUGCUUGACCGACCAGAUGCUUCCAUUUCUGGUAUUGAUGACUCCAGGCUUCGUAACCCGAAUGAGAAUUUCCGAUAUGCUACAGUGAAGGACAGUGCUGUUGAAAUGUACUUUAAGCGACAGGUUGAACUGUCUACAAUGUAUCGUAAAAUGGAGGAAUACAAUUAUAACAAUGCCGAUGAUGCAAUAAAUGAUGUCAAAGAAGGAGUCAAAUUACAAGCUUUUAUCUGGGAUUCGUCUCGUCUGGAGUAUGAAGAUGCUAAUGACUGUGACCUUGUGGUGGCUGGGGAAUUGUUUGGGAGGUCUGGACUUGGGGUUGGACUGAGGAAGGGAAGCCCAUGGACACACCCAAUUUCAUUGUCAAUCUUGGAACUGCAUGAGGGAGGGCAAAUGGAGAAAUUAGACAAUAAAUGGAUAUUGAUUGAAAGUACAGAAUGUCCUGAAAGAGAUCAUACCCCAGCUACAUUAGGACUGACGAACAUGGCUGGUGUCUUUAUGAUGGUUGCUGGAGGCAUUGUUGCAGGGGUGUUUCUCAUUUUUGUUGAGAUCCUCUACAAAAGACACAGAGGUUUGAAAGAAAAGGAACUGGAACUAGCCAGAAAUGCUGCUGACAGAUGGAGAGGAAAUAUUGCUAAAAAGAAACAUUUAAGAGAGUCUUGGGCAUUCCUGAGAGCUUUGAAAGAUGAACAGCAGAAAAAGAAACCACAGACAGUUUAAUUAAAUUCUUGCAGAAGAAUGUUUAUGUCAUACUGCAGAGUUACUUUGAAAUCUCGUGUGUAUGUUUUGAUUUUUUUAAUGCUUGCAGAUGUUUGUAAGGGCUCAAGUAAUUGUAAUGGUUGCCAUAUUGUUGACAUUAUUAUUUCUUCUGACCCCUGCUGGUGUUUCACCAAAGGGGAAUCACGGUUUACCCCCUGUCUGUAUUUAAGUCCAUCAUUCACACAAAGUGGGAUCAUGUGUUUACUUUAAAAGUGCAAGAUAUUUUUUCAUUACACUUGUUACAUGAUUAGAUGACAAUAUGGAGUAUAUGCACACCCUUUUAUUUUCGUGUUGUGUUACUGUAUGAGAAAAAAAGUGGAAGUGUGGGAUCAUGUGCUUAUCUUAAAGAGUGCAAGAUACCUUUUCAUAAAACUUGAUACAUGAAUAGAGGUCAAAAUAGAGAGUAUGGGUGUCCUUUUAUUUUUUUGCUAUUGAACAAAUCUUGCAUUGCCAACAAAUAGUCCCAGAACACAAGAAAAAUGUUGAUUUUUCAGAAACUUACAAAGUACAAGAGAUUUUGUCAUGGAUUAUUAGUAAACACAUUUUAGAUGGAAAGAAAAACAUGCCCUUUGUUUUAAUGUUCCAUCCAUUCAUCCAUUUGUCUAUCAUUCACAAAUGAUGGACUCUCAUCUCUGUCAAAGCUUUGAAACUAAAUGAGAUUUCCAAGAACAAGAAUUGUUUUCAUGAAUACUUACUUACAGAUUAAAGGUAGCUUGGAGAUGAUGCAGGUUUUUCAGUUAUGAAACUUGUGGUCCUUAUAGCAGCAAAUAUGAAAAAUACUAUUUCCAGUUGAGGACUUUCAUUGCUAGGCAAUAGUCUUGUUUUAUACCUCAGUUAUGCAGUACAUAUUUUGUAACUAUGUCUUGUUUGAUUUCUAACAUUUUUUAUUUGUUUUACAAUAUCUAUGCAUAUGGAGUUGUUUUGAUAUUUGAGCCGUGCCAUGAGAAAACCAACAUAGUGGGUAUGCGACCAGCAUGGAUCCAGACCAGCCUGCGCAUCCGCGCAGUCUGGUCAGGAUCCAUGCUAUUCGCUAACAGUUUCUCCAAUUCCAAUAGGCUUUAAAAGCGAACAGCAUGGAGCCUGACCAGACUGCGCGGAUGCGCAGGCUGGUCUGGAUCCAUGCUGGUCGCAAAGCCACUAUGUUGGUUUUCCCAUGGCACGGCUCAUUUAAUGGUAAAAGACUAAAGGUUGCAUGCUUCAGUGCAGUUACCGAGAGAAUGAACCUGCUGCACUAUGUACAAUUGCCUGAUCCAAGGUUAUAAAACUGACAUUGAUGACCAGUUUAAGAAGUCUGAUUGGUUGAUUCUAUGCCCAAGCUUACAAUUGACCAAUGAAAUGGCGUUUUAUACUGGUCUCCCCAAUCAUUUAUAUACCUUUGGAGCCAGAUUUCUCUUCUAGUGCCUUGUAGACUCGGAAAUAGUGGUUUGAAUACUACCUUGUUAGAAGUGAAGAGAUAGGUAAGGUUAAGUUAUUCACUCACUGAACGGCUUGCUGGUCAAUAAUCAGAACUGUUGUACAUAAACAGUGUCGAUGCGACUCUAAACCUAACAAAGAAAAGAAAACUUCUGUCUGUGGUCUGAAGAAUCGAGGGCAAGUAGGUUUGAAAGUUGACGGGCAAGCCGUACAGUAAAAUAUAAUGUUUAUUGACAUCAGAAAUACAUUUUCAUAAGUGUUUUCUUCAAAUUUUGACUUAAGUACAGCAAACUUGAGUGUUGAACCAUAGAUAGGUUCGUAGCACAAGCUGUGGUACAGAGUCCUGUGAUAAAACUGAACCUUGAAUCAUUGCAAUAAUAGACGUUUCUCUUACUUCACUCUGAACCUGAAAUAUCUGAAAAUUAUUGAUUGGUCAAAAAUAAGUCUGAGCUUUCUUUUGAUUAACGAUGGAUGAAUUUUAUAGUUUGGCACAUGGAUGCAGUAUACUUUAUUGUUGAAAAAGAUUAAUUUGUCUGAAAGACCUUUAACUACUGUUUCAAUAUAUCGGAGUCAUCCAGAGGCUGGUCAUUGAGUCGGUAGACUCUUGAAAAACAAUAUAAGGGGUUUCAAUGAAACUUCAUUACACAUUAUUACAAUGAGGUGUUCAUGUGCAUAGCAUUUUGCUUCAGAUUUGUUCCUAUUAUUGCAUUGUUAAGGUUAGUUUUCGCUUCUGACAUAGCAGUAUUGCAGGAGUAUUAUUAACGUUCAAUAACAGCACAUGUUUGUUAUUCAGAACAAAAAAAAUAUGAGUAUUUACUCUGGAUUGUAGACCAAAUAUGUACAUCGACAACAGUUUGAAUUAGUUUGUUUCAUAACGUUUUUCUUCAGUAAAAUGCUACAACUCGGAUAUUUGAUAAUUUUGAUCGAGCCGCGCCAUGAGAAAAACAACAGUGUGUGUUUGCGAUCAGCAUGGAUCCAGACCAGUCUGCACAUCCACGCAGUCUGGUCAGGAUCCAUGCUGUUCGAUUUCAAAGCCUAUUGCAAUUAGAGAAACCGUUAGCGAACAGCAUGAAUCCUGUCCAGACGGAUCCAUGCUGGUCGUAAAUGCUCUGUGUUGAUUUUCUUAUGGUGCGGCUCUUGUAUUGUUUGCUGUAUGGUGUACAUUGAUACACGAUUUUCCUGUUUUCAUGCAAACAAUACAUGCAUGCUAUACACAGAGAAAGAUAACCCACACAUAUCAUACAGAAUUUAUCGAUACCAAUUUCUGUUAUACACAAAUGACAGAAAAUGGUAUUGAUGAAUUUUGUUCACUUAAUAAAUGGUAUUAUCGUUUUACCGAAGAGAGCUCAUGGUAUCAGUGAGUGGUGAUUUAUUCUAGUUAACUGAGUUUAUUUUACUGGUAGAUUUGUCUUCCAAUUUAGUUAUAUAUUCAGUCUUAAAUUUAAAUAUGAUUUACUUUGAAGUGCCAAGUAUCAUGAAUGUAUAGUCUUUGGGAAUUAGAUACAUAUUUGAUAGACACUUACAUUUAAACCUGAUAAGUAUUCUUUUCCAUGUCCCGACCUUUCUUAAUACGGAAAAUACAAAUAUUUAAAAUCAUAUCCCAUGUACCUCUUCUUUUCAAGUCAUUUGCUACAGACUCAUGGGUUUCGGAUUAGCUAUAGCUGUGUCAAGCCGCUUGCUUCCUAGAAAAAACUAUUCCUUUAUCCAUUAACACUCAUUAAAACGCUGACAGUGUUAAAAAAAUUCUACUGUCACCACCAGAGUGUAAAAUUACUGUAGAGUACCAAACGCUCUUGAUGUGACAAGUAUUAACUGUCAAUAUCUGAGUGACACAUAAAAAAUCAUUUAAAUUAUGCUCCAACUAUCAGUUAAAUGUUUCCUAGAUUCUGCUUGACUGGCCAGUACUGCACCAAGUAUAUAAUGGUCUGUAUUAAUGAGUCCAAAUGUUGAUGUAACAGCAAAGUAAUUCUUGUUGUACAUCAACUCUGAUUGAAAUGAUGGCAUCAUUAAAACACUGUCAGAUAUUUAAUGAUUUCUAAGAUGUGCUUGUGGUAUUGUAUGCUAAAGGAAGUGUAAGAGGUUUUUUAAAAAUGCCAAAUCAUUCAUCGAGUUUAACCGAAUCUCCGAGUGUCUGCUUAAUGUGAUUAUAGACAGGAGAAUUUUGCCAUUCAGAUGUGAAAUGCUUUAAGAAAUUCUGUGAAAGUAUUUUCACUCUUGUCAAAUUGAUAAAAAAACCAGGUUUAAAAUUUGUCUUUAAAAGAAAACAGACCUGACCUGAAUAUGCGUUUACCUUUCCAAAAACUUUUAUAACAUACUUUCUCUGCUAGUGCUUUUCUGUAAAGUGUUAGUGAGAAAGUAUGAUUAUUGUUUCCCUUUUUUGAAAUUCCUCAGGGAAAAGUGUUAUAUAUAUAUAUCAUGACAUUUGAAUAUUAAGGUUGGGCAUAUUGGAAGUUGUCAUAUUAUGCACAACAGUUUAAACAUGCUUAAUUUAUCUGGUGUAAUUUUAUUAUUUGGUUGUUAAUUUUAUUUCAUAUUUUAUGAAUUGUUUCAUGCAUUCAGUUAUUUCUACCUUUUACAGAACGGCCUUAAUUUUCCUCAUUUUUCAAUAUAACCAUACCAAAAUAAAUGACCUUUUUUUAAUUUUAAUGCUUUGGAUCACACUGGCUGGCCUAGGCUAAGAUUUUAAUGGAAAGAUCAUUAUUUUUCGUGUUGGUCUCAAUUGUUACAACGGAAAUCAAAUUGACAGGUCCAUUUCUAAAAUCGACCAGACUCAUAACAUUGUCUGAUUUUCAGUGCACAGACAGUCCUUGGUUAUCAGUAAUCUAUUCCAAAUCAAAUCCCUUGAUAUGGAAUUAGCAUAACGAGGUCAGAUUGGACUUAGUUGCAGAUCUCGAUUAUUAGAGGGCAUCAAAUAUAUAUAACUAGCAAAUAUGUAAAUAUAUAGAAAUAUGCAAGUACAAAAAUGUGUCAUGAUAUUAAUGUAAUGAUGAUUCAUUAUCCUUUAGGCAAGUGCAAUGAUAGACUCAUGUUGGAUUUGCAGUGAGAAAAUGCGUCAGGAAAUGGUUAACAAGUACUUGAUACAUUUACUUGUCCAUUAUUGUUCAGAUUAUGUAACUAGGGAUUUUGAUUCUCCUUGAUUUAGCUUCCUCCACUUUGAAAAAUGACCUGUAAUUGUUUUGUUGAACCCAACAAAAAUAUUUUAACAGGAGUGUUGAAACAUGAUAGAGUUGUGCCACGCGACUGCUAAGCAUCGCAGUCCCACAUCGAUAUGAGGUUAAAAUCUCGUAUUUGUUAAGUGCCUGAUUGUAACAUUGUUGCCUUUUUAGCUCACCUGAGCCAAAGGCUCAUGGUGAGCUUUUGUGAUCGCUCAAUGUCCGUCGCCCGUCGUGGGUCGUGCGUCCGUCAACAAUUUCUAAAAAAAUCUUCUUCUUGAAUACCACUGAGCAGAAUUACACCAAACUUUACAUAAAUGAUCUUUUGGUAGCUCCCUUUCAAAAUUAUUCAAAGAAUUGAAUUCCAUGCAGAACUCCGGUUGCCAUGGCAAAAGAAAGGAAAAACUUUAAAAAUCUUCUUGUCCAAAACCGCAAGGCUUAGAGCCUUGAUAUUUGGCAUGUGACAUCAUCUUGUGGUCCUCUAUGAAGAUUUUUCAAAUUAUGCCCCUGGGUUGAAAAGAGGCUCCUCCCCAGGGGUCACAAGUUUUACAAAGACUUAUGUAGGAAAAAAACUUCUUGUCUAAAACCACAAUACCUAGGCCUUUGAUAUUUGGUAUGUAGCAUUACCUUGUGGUCUUCUACCAAAAUUAUUCAAAUUAUGCCCCUGGGGUGAAAAGAGGCCCAGCCCUGUGGGUCUCAAGUUUUACGUAGACUUAAAUAGGAAAAGACUUCAAAAAUCUUCUUGCCUUAAACUGCAAGGCCUAGGGUUUGAUAUUUAGUAUGUUGCAUUGCCUUGUGGUCUUCUACCAAAAUUGUUCAAAUUAUGCCUCUGGGGUGAAAAGAGGCCCUGCCCUGGGGGUCCCAAAUUUAACAUAGACUUAUAUGGGGGAAAAAUCUUCUUGUCCGAAAGUUCAAGGCCUAGGCCUUUGAUAUUUGGUAUGUAGCAUUGCCUUGUGGAUCUCUAACAAGAUUGUUCAAGGCCCCUCCUGGGGGUCACUUGUUAUAUGAGUUAUAUAGGAAUAAAUACUUAAAAAAUUAUCAGAUCAUAUUUCCUAGACUGUUUAUAUUAUUAUUAUAUUAUUAUUAUUAUACCAGAUUUAUAUAGCGCCCUUUUCAUGAUCGAUUUCACGUUCAAAGACGCUUAACAUAGUUCAAAUGCAGCCACACAAGAUGCAUAAUUCAUCCUCUACUAGUACAGUCACAGAGCGAUCUGACCAGAGGGACAGAGUGAGACAAAGCCCCCACGACAGAGAGAUCAGAAAUCAGAUACAGGCUUGUCCAGCUAACUUAGCCUAUCUCGUAGCGAAUAGACAGCCUGGUUCUUUAACGUGCCCAGUGUAUAGCACUGAUACACGCAAGGAUUGCCUGGGUUCCUGACCAGUACACCUCUAGUUAGGUGGGAAACACUGAAAAGCGUUUCUGAAAAUUCCCGAGUAGCUGCCGGGGAUCGAACCCCCGACCUCAGGAUUGGAAGGCCAGUGUGCAAACCACUGUCGUGACUGAGCUGUCCGUCCACCUUUAAUAAUAAUUACCUGAUGACCCCAGUGAUUAGGGGUCACUUGACCGUGACCUUGACCUACUGACCUACUUUCUUGUUUUUUAAGAUACAGUCUUGAAAUUUGGAUGACAUGUACAGUUUUGCACACUGAUCUUAAAACUGACUUUCAGUGACCAUGAAUGUGACCUACUAACCUACUUUCUAAUAUUUUAGCAUCAGUUUGGCAUUUUAAACAUGUGGCUCAUAUUACUCAGGUGAGCGAUUCAGGGUCAUCAUGACCCUCUUGUUAUAUUUUAGCAUCUUCCAUAAAAGCGUUGGCCCGAUGCCCAGCGCUAAUACAUAUGAACAUAGUUUUAUUUAUUGUGAACAUUUUUACAUAGAUGUGAAUAGUGUUAUUUAUUGUGAACAUUUUUACGUUGUUGCGAAUAGUGUUAUUUAUUGUGAACAUUUUUACGUUGUUGUGAUUGAUGUUAUGUUGUGAUAUUGUAUAAUUUGUUACAUUUUGUUAUGUCUGUAAAGGUUAUAGUUUUACCUCCUCUGUUGUGUUGUAAAGUUGUAAACAGUAUGAACCAGCCAUUAUUAUCUGCAUAAUUUUAUGUUGAGUAUAUUUAUAUAUAUAUUAAAAAUACAUUGUGCAAUAUAUUGUUUGGGUAUGUCACUGACUAAGAGAUAUAUGAACAUACCUUUAUAGUGGUCAAAUUUGCAAGUUUUAGAUGAAAAAAAAAGCAUAAUUUCAGCGUAUGUUUUAUAAAAAAAGAGUUUUCUAAAACAUAAUUUUUUUAAGAAUUCAAGAUUAAUGUGGUCAAACUUGUUCUUGUAGAUUUUUGAUGCUUCGACUGAGUAUGCCUGCUCGAAAUGAAGUGGUUAAGAUGUAAAUGAAUACUUCAAAUGAGCAUUGUAUGGUGUCUAAAUUUCCAGAAAAGGGCUUUUUUUAAAAAUAUUUGUUUAACAAAAGUUUGCAGUUUAAAACCAUGUGCAUUUGUGAAUCAUAAUGUUGCUGCUCAAAUCAGUACGCGAGUAACUCAUUUGUCAGAUGCUCAUUGCUAAUGUACGUAUCUAGGGAUUUCAUAAAAAUAUUAUAUAAAAACCUGUUGAAAACUCAUUGCAUUUAGUGAUAAUGGCAACAAAAACCAAUACUAGUACUCCAAAGAUUUCAUUUCUUUUAGAAUAACUUUUAAUAUUUGAAGUAAUAUACCUUAAACAUUGGUGCCUUAGUAAAAAUUUUAUGUUUGUGUUUCUGUACUUUAACUUUUUUCCCCAUUAUCCAUGUAAGUUUACCAAGUAUUAGCAUUUUUGCAAUAUCUUGUUUUUCAGCUGUUUUAAUUGACUUUGUUUUAAAUAUUGUAUGUUUUAUAAUAAAUUUUAUUUCAG